Messenger RNA from Protopolystoma xenopodis, 687 nucleotides. The record is from the annotation of a GenBank genome assembly. Lineage: Eukaryota; Metazoa; Platyhelminthes; Monogenea; Polystomatidea; Polystomatidae.
CGCAAUACUCCUCUUCACAUAGCCUGUAUCAACGGCCACGAAGAUGUUGUAGAGGCUCUUCUUGAGCCAUUAACAUCUUGGGACUUAACGGAGCAAUCUGAGGCUCUUAAUAUCAACCUUACUUACAACAAGUUGCCAGUCUCAGGAGUGAGUGGCUUUGCUUAUUCAGCAUCAGUUCUUGCGAUCGACCGGCUUCGGAGCGCUGUUACCACUGUAAACUCUACUGGUCUAACUCCGCUGCAUCUAGCAGCGGCAUCCAUGCGGGGUGCCGCUUGCCUCGCCCGCAUUCUAUUUAUACUGUCGGCUAGUGCCGAACUUGUCGAGACAGACCUCGAACCCGGCACUAUAGACUCGUCUUCACCCUGCACACAAGCAUUAGCUAUUCGAGGAGGCAGAGAAGGCAGCACACCUUUACAUAUGGCGGCUAUGUAUGGCAGGUUUGAUCGAGUUCAAAACCUGCUGGCCCACGGAGCCGAUCCAUUAGCACGUGACUCCCGCGGCAACACACCGCUGCAUGUAGCAGCCAGCUGUGGCCAUGGCCUUUUUGUAGACUCCAUGCUACGUGCUGGCGUGCCCUGGAAUUGCCCAGGUGAGAUGGGGUCCAGUGCUUUACACCUUGCUGCAAUGGCUGGCUACUCUUGCUGCCUACUUCGCUAUCCAGCUCCGGUUACUGCCUCUGCGCGUUGA